UAUACAACAAAUAAAUUCUCUCCAAAUCGAAAAUGGCAGAUUUACGUGAUGAAUGUGGGAACCCAAUUCAGCUGACAGAUGAACACGGGAACCCAGUUCAGUUAACCGACGAAUACGGUAACCCCAUGCAACUUACUGGUGUUGCUCUCACCAAAGGUGAACCUACUGCUACGAGCCAAGUCCACGGCGUUGGUGUUGGUUUUCCACCGGCUGCUGCUCAUGUGCCUGGUGGUGUUCAUGAUGUAGGAGUUCAGGCUCAGCUGUUUCGUGGGGAAGGUCAACAUGAGCGUCGAGAUUUGAAGCAAGAGUUGGAACAUGAGCGCCAGCGUGAUCAGCAUUUGGGUGCUGGAGAGACGAUUCAGCGCUCUGGCAGUUCAAGCUCUAGCUCGUCUGAGGAUGAUGGGCAAGGAGGGAGGAGGAAGAAGGGACUGAAGGAGAAAAUAAAAGAGAAACUUGGGGCAAGUGGGAAGAACAGGGAGGAGCAUUCACAGACUACAAUCAUUUCCACUACCACAACCACCACCGCUCCAGGACAACACCACCAGCAAGAGCAGCAUCAUGAGAAGAAAAGUAUGAUGGAGAAGAUCAAGGAGAAACUUCCUGGUCAUCAUUCCCAUUAAUACGUUUACGUAAAACAUAUAUAUAUAUAUAUAUCAACUUGUACAUUGGAUUGUGGUGUCUAUGAUAAGCUUUGUUUUGUGCUAAGAUCGAUGUGUGUUUUGUUUAUGUUCUGGUUGAAACUUAAAACUGCAACUAGCUGUGUGCCAUUAGGGCACAGGACUGAGCUAGCUUAUAAUUAAGUUGCAGCAAUUAAUAAGGUUAGAUCAAGUUUGUAUGGAUGUUUACUGCAAUUCACAAUGUUUAUAUU
This is a messenger RNA of Pistacia vera, 868 nucleotides long. Its product is annotated as late embryogenesis abundant protein. Lineage: Eukaryota; Viridiplantae; Streptophyta; Magnoliopsida; Sapindales; Anacardiaceae. Gene Ontology annotation, biological process: response to water. The record is from RefSeq and is a predicted model, not a curated record. Bases 33 to 620 code for a protein of 195 amino acids. The transcript is spliced from 2 exons.